UCUCUCUCUGUGGCACACACGCACACACACACACUGCUUUUGUCAGCUCCCGGGAUGAGCUACAAGCUGGUGCACGGAAAAAGAAACAAUCGGUGACAUUUUCUUCCUGUUCCACUCGGACUGAAGAUGCUGUGGAAGUUCAGCUAAUGGAGCCAGCGUCAUCCAUGGAUGUAUCCCCGGAGGUCUCCAGUGCGCACCGCGGAAUCAGAGGCGAGAUUGCUCUUUGCGGAGGAAAUACGCCUUCCGAGCAGGGGAGCGACCAAUCAGCCGUGGCCAACCAAAGAUAAACAAGCCUUAUGAUAAGACUAAACUCUAGUGAGAAUAAAACAUGUCUGGCUGUAAAGAUGCUCCAGGAUUCUGCCCCGCAUUGAUUCCAGGUCGACAGCGCUAAAGUGGUGAAAGAUGCCCAGUGCGCACUCAUGGCAGGUUUACCCAGGCUGUGAGCAGCCGUCGUGAACUAUCAUGCUGGCCUGUAUCCAGAGACGGCAGAACCUGUCAUCGCAGCAUCUGGCCUGCACCCCCAAAAGCCUCGAUGUUCCUCCGCCACCAUUACUGCUGCAGGUGCCGCCGCUGCAGCCCUGCACCCGCAAAGGCGAGCUGGCCUCCGUGAUUUCCCGGUACCCCUCUCCUGCAGAGUUGGAUGCUUUUGCCCAGAGGACCGCCAACAGUCCGCUGUCCAUCAAAAUAUUCCCCUCUGAUGUACGAGUGCCGCAGCACAAGCAGCUUAACAAAACCGUCAACGGCUUAGACACCACAGGCAACCACCGCUACAGCCCGUACUCACACCCAGGCUCAGGAGGCCACCAGGGCUUGCUGGCCAUCGGCAAAGCCGCUGUGGUGGUCAGAAGUGGGGUGAAGAACUCUGAGGGCAGGAGGACUAAACAUGCAAACACCCAGCAGGCCUCUGUGGCACCGUAUAAUAAUCCUCUGAAUAAUGGCUACACUGUCAGACAUGGGCACAAGGCCUAUCAUAUAAGCGCAUGUAAGCUCUCUGAUGUACCCAUCGAGACACUCUGUUCCGGUGCGGGGAUGACCUCCGGAGAUCAGAGCGUGCUCCCCCGGAGGGAGCUGGCGGAGGUUCAAAGCCUGAUGAGGCAGAUGAGCCGAGUUCCCCACAGCCAGGCCCUACAGCUGGGAGGGGAGGCGCGAGCCAGCCCCUCCGUGCAGGCUGUGGCCGCGGUGGCACAUUCAGACUCAGACUUUGUCCUGGGAGUCCCGCCCCAGAGCAGCCUGGCAUUCACAGGAGCGAUGCUACCCACGCAGAGUGCAGACAUCGCCAAAGCUGGCCACUUGGAGAAAGGAGACUACACAGUGUGGCAGCACAAGCAACAAAUUCAGCAGCAGCAGCAGCAGUCCUAUCAGCAGGUAGCAGUGAGGAUGUACAGUGUGAGUAACAGUGCUCAGGGGCAUCGGGCAGCACAGGUCGGGGUUGGCCAGUCUCCUGAAACCUGCCUCCCUUUGGCGUGCUCCUCGCAGCUGUCCUACAGGCCGCCUCCUCCCAGUGCUGGGCAGGAGCGAGCCAGCAGCUCGUCUCUGAGCUGUGCUGCCAUGCAGGGCGGGCAGUACUUCGCUCCUCUCUGGGACGGCGUCGUGGCCACCCCCAACAGCGACUGUUAUCCUUCUCAGGUGCUGGCAACGGGUACAUGUAUGGCCAGGCCUAGAGACCUGGGGCUCUCUCACCCCCACCUCCACCCAAACUGCCAUCAACGCCACCACCACCACCCUCAGCGUCACCAGCCGCAGCUGCUCCCUCCUCUCCCCCCUCACAUCCAGGCCUACAGCACAGACCAAAACCUCUGUUGUGGGCUGCCUACUUCCAGCCUGUGCCACGCUGCAGUACUCAGCAGCAGCCUGCAGUCUCUGGAGUGCCUCAUCAGUGAGAUCCACCCUCCCUGCAUCAAAGAGCGCAUGCUGGGCCGUGGGUACCAAGCCAUGGGAAUGCCUCAGCUGCUGGAGCACCACCAGACAACCCACAUCCAGCUCCCCGUCUACAGAUAAGACGAGGCGCUGGCGCUCAGCAGGGCGCAGAGGUGACAAACCUGACAGCGGAAGUGUGUCAGUUCAGACGUCUGCGAGAAUGAGACAUGCCUUUUUUACGUUCGUGCAUGUACUGUAACUGAAGAAAGGCUUUGUGUUAGAAGCCUGAAGGUAAAUGAUAAUCAUGACUUAAGAUAUAGGUUUAUCUUAUGGACUUUUUGUGUUUUUAUUUUUCUAUCUUAAAUGGCUGAUCACCCAAUCAUAAUUCUCCAUCUUACUUUGACAUGUCAACACUGUCUGUUUUUCUCUGUCGGCCUUUACAAACAUGGGAAACCUACGAAACUGAAAUAAUCAUUGGUACUCGUCUAAAAACACUUGAAUCUGACUGUUUAUAUAUAAUAAUAUGUUUUUUUUUCCAUGUUUGAGAGGGAACAUUUCUUGAUUAUUAACUAAAAUUCUGUUUGUCUGUUACUUUAAUGUGAAUUUAGUUUUCAGUGUUAACAGACAUGUGCUUCAGCAGUAUGAUGCCGAUCCUCUGGUCGGCGUACGGGGAACGUUUUUGCGUAUAAAUUUCAAAAUGUGUUUUGUCAUGCAGUUAUAGACAAAAGUGAUGUAAUUUAGCAUCUGAAUUGUUUUGAUGUAGUCACGCUCAGCAUAUUAGGACUGUUGCGUAUCCAAAAUCAACACUGUGGCACUCAGGCCAAGCAAGAUGUGCAGUUUGGUUGUAUUUUGUUAAGAUUUAAAAUUUCUGAAGAGGGUGUUUGGAUGUGACAAUUGUUGUGGCACCGUAACACAACAUCUGGGAAUGAUGGAGUGCCAUGUUGUGGAGAGCAGGCCGCCUGAAUCAUUUACACUUCUCUUCUUUUUAGGGCUCUAUGAUCUCUGAUGGCGUGAGACGUGUGACUGAGUAGAUCUUUGUGUGUCUGCACUGGUUCUGUAAAACUAUUUAUUUAUGUCGGCCUGUUGAGUUACAUAGCAAACUGUCUCUAUAAUUAUAAAGUGCAAUUAUUCUAUAUGAACAUGUGAACGCUCUCCAUGAAGUAUGUUGUUGAAAUAACUACAUUUUGCAAUGUAUGACCCCAAUCCCUCACCCCCCCUUUGGCCUCUUCUUAAUAAGGAUUGUCGAGUAAAUGAAAUUUUCUAAACCCAGCCCAGAGUUUGUGUUAUUAAAUAUGAUUAUUUAUCAUCUGUCCAACGUGUAGCUGAGGAGACCCUUUGAUUAUAUUCAUGAAUGAUAAAAUAGUUGUGGAAAGGAAAGGAGACAUUUUUCUGGUUUUAUUGCAAAGGGAUUUAUAGCUUAACCACCGAGCGUAUCUGGUUUUUUUUGGCAGCCAUAGAUCUUAUUUUAUUAAGAUAUAUUUUUUUUCCACCACUCGAUCUCGGCUUUAUAAUAAGAUGUGAGUCCAUCCUGAGCUAAAACACAUUGGACUGGUUCCUCGAUAAAUGAUGCAAGUUGAAAGAACUAAUUUUGUUACAGUUAAUUAUGUUGGGGGAGACGGAUGACCGACGCUUGAGCCUGAAGACACAGAAUACUUAAAAUUACAAAUAAACAUACCAGCCCUCCUUUAGAUAUUACGUUUGUGUAUUCAAAUUACAUUUAUUCCUGAUGAUAAAUCCACGAGGAUACUGCUGGUCACAUUAUUUAGAAGUGGCCUUGCUAUUACCCAUCUACGGAAUUGCUAAUCUUAAAAUGGUGCGCCUGCAUGCGCCUCUUAUGUUGCUUCAUUUGUCCUGCUAAAUUGGAUGCUAUAGCUGUAAUGCAGUUUAGAUCACCACAGACAUAAAACGCAUGCCCACUUUAAGUAGCCUAUUACCAAACAAAUAACCUUGCUGGCGUCAAUAGCGGCAUUAUAUGCAGUGUUGUGAAUAAUACUGCAAUAUUCAAUUGAUGACUAUAUUGCAGAUAAAUAUUUCAGAGGGAAAGGUCAGUGGCUUUGUCAUUGAGGCUCGGCUGUAAAUGAUUUCCUGCCUUUAGCCUAUUGUGUCCCCGGCUUCGCUCUGAGCUUUUCCGCCCUAUCUAUCAGCCAGGACAGGCCAGGCCACUCUUCUGAUAAACCUACAGGAUUACAGACAUGCUCGCCUCGCUCUCGCUCAGAGACGAUUAGCUCAGGCCUGGGCUCCUCUGGGAGAGGAACCAGAGCCACUGUGGCCGCUGGGACACUCUUCAGAUAAGUAAGACUGGGCAGAGGAAAGGGUUGGUCGAUUUGGAGGAUUAGGAGACAUGAAAAAGAGAAGGGAUUUUCCUCACUGCUGAUGUUUGUAGGGGGGGAAACAUUUUUGUCAGCAGUCUGCCUUGGAAACA
Paralichthys olivaceus (Japanese flounder) is the source of this 4279-nucleotide messenger RNA. RefSeq names its product protein FAM222A. Lineage: Eukaryota; Metazoa; Chordata; Actinopteri; Pleuronectiformes; Paralichthyidae. The record is from RefSeq and is a predicted model, not a curated record.